This is a messenger RNA of Trichoderma aggressivum f. europaeum, 558 nucleotides long. RefSeq lists its product as uncharacterized. Bases 1 to 558 code for a protein of 185 amino acids. The transcript has 2 exons. The record is from RefSeq and is a predicted model, not a curated record. NCBI's taxonomy places the organism in Eukaryota, Fungi, Ascomycota, Sordariomycetes, Hypocreales, Hypocreaceae.
AUGGAUGCUGCUGUGGGGGGCACAGUUACCAUAUUUCGUUUCAUACAUCAAUGCUUCAGUCACAUCAAGCAAGCCCGUGGCUUCGAAGUCGGGUUCGAGAUCUACCAGCUGCAACUCGAAACUCUUCUCUCUCAUUGCGCCUCUAUUUCAAGAAUCAUUCACGAUACCAAUAACAGAUUGGAAGACCAAGACCCAACAACCGCGCAGACUCUCUCUGCCAUUCAACACGCCUUGCGUAAAGCCAAGCGUGGCGCCGCAAAGAUGCAAGCCGAUUACUUUGCAACAAAUAACCUACCUCUUCAAGACCUCACUACAGAUGACCAUCUACCAGCACUACGACCUCGGAUGACGGCGUUUCUCGACAAGCGAAAAGUCCAAGCGGCGAAAACAAUUGAAGGGUUUAAAUGGGCUCUAUACAAGAAAGAAAUGCGCGGCAGAUUUAUCCAAGACAUAUUCAUCAUGAUUCUACAACUCGAGCGCCAAAUUUACUCGGAAAGUCUGGCGAUCGAGGAUGCUGGGUUGAUGUACCUACAAAACGAGCCCGUGGCUCUUGUGUGA